This is a messenger RNA of Electrophorus electricus (electric eel), 2090 nucleotides long. It is a transcript of the gene npdc1a, whose product is annotated as neural proliferation, differentiation and control, 1a. Lineage: Eukaryota; Metazoa; Chordata; Actinopteri; Gymnotiformes; Gymnotidae. Gene Ontology annotation, cellular component: membrane. The record is from RefSeq and is a predicted model, not a curated record.
GCGAACGAGCCUCCUCGCCUGCCUGUCAGCAGCACCGCCGCUCCCGACAGCGAGCACACGCCGCUAUCUUUAGAACAGCCACGACACCUUUGGAGUGGUACAAGCUAACUGCGCGACCCGAGAGGACGUUCUCGUCUCUGCUGUGGUCAGCACUGCCCAUCCGUGUCCCUCUCUCCUAUGUAUGUUUCAGCCUGAGGCAUGGGGGAAUGACGUCCCUCUUCUCUCUUCGGCGUCCCUCCACCUGAGAAGCGCACUCGAGGAUGCUUCGUCCCGGACGAGUGGAGCGCUCGCCCCUGGCCGUCCUUUCGCCCGGGGUCCUAUUCUGUAUUAUUCUCGCCGCUGUUAGUGCUAGCGUGCCAGUUCUAGUGGAUAACUGCCCUGACUACAUAGAUUGUGCCAAAAAGGGACGGCACUUCUGCAAACAAGGCUCCUCCCACUGUGGCCCGUGUCUCGCCUCAUUGGAGGAGGACAAUGAAGGGCACUGCGUGUCCCCAAAGAGACGCCCUCACCACAGUAAAGAGACUUCCCUUACUGACCUAGACCAAGAAAUUGACUACCUGUCUUCAAUCAUUGCCAAGCAGCAAGUGUCAGAUGUGAACCAGCCAGCUAUGAGCCAACCAGUCUCUGCCUCCUGGUCUAGCCCCCAGUCCCAGUCAGAUGGGGGAAAGAAUCCGUCCAGGCCAAAGAACAUGUCUCACUCCGCCACGGCCAUGCCCGCCAGCAACGGACCUUCCACUGUGUCCCAACACACCUCCAGUCCUACAGAGCCAGGCACUGACCACCCAGGAAGGAGCAAACACAUCGCCAUGUCCUUUCCUAGGGACAGCCUACUCAUCCUCAUAACAUCUGUGUGCAUCAUCAUGGGGACUGUAGCUAUCAUCCUGGCCAUUGUCUGCUGGGUCAGGUUACAGAAGGAAGCCCAUCUAGCUGAGAAAGUUGAUUACCCAGCCUUUCCUGGAGCAGUGGCCAGCUCCAGAAACAUCUCUCCAGGGGAUAAGAACCUGGCUCACAGUGCCCAGAUGUAUCAUUACCAACACCAGAAACAACAGAUGCUCUCAUUGGAAAAAAACAAAUCUGAAACUAAACUCUCCGAGUCUGGAGUGUCGGAUGAAGAAAAUGAGGAAGGAGACUUCACGGUGUACGAGUGUCCCGGCCUUGCCCCGACUGGAGAGAUGGAAGUGAAGAAUCCACUGUUCGAUGACUUUACUCUACACCCAGGAAGGAACCACAAGUGACCUGGAUGCGUAUAAACACACCCACACACACACACACUUAAAAUAAACUUUCGGUCACAAGUUUGUUGACGAUGGAUGGAGCUUGAUGGUAUAAAUAUGUGCACCUGCACACACACUUGCACACACAAAUCUAAACAUGUCUUCUGCUGGAAGGUGUGACUUGAUGCCCUUUUAUUAGGCCCCUCAGAACAAAUGGAGUAAAGGGAACAUCUUUAAGCCCAAAGGAGGAUGAAGAGUGAAUGAAAUAAAAGCAAAAGUGAACUUUUCAUUUGUAAAGAAUCCUAAUAAACACAGUGGACUCUGGCAACCUACAAAGCAGACUGAUUCUCCUGGGCUCUUUCCUAUUAUACAUCUUACACUUGGCUCUUGGUAUUUUUCCAUUCUGCUUUUAAAACAGACACUUCCUGUGCCCAUGUUUUUAGUCAUCAUUCAUCAUCCAUAUUUCCUCUUUGUUUAACUCUUGACCUUCAGAUUUUUCAUUAUUUAAUCAGUGGGUAUGUUUCUCUUUUUCCUUUUUGUAAAGCUGCUUCCCAAAGCUCUUGUUCAAAUGUGAUUAAAUUUCAAUAAGCUGUGUAUUUAAUACACUCUUCUCAUUUUGUGCCAUUCUAAGGUUCUAUUUGAGCACCUUUACCGAUGCCUGUCUCCGUUUGGGACAAGCACCUUCACUGCAAUGUCCUGCUGUUUCCUCGCUCCUUCUUUGCUGUUUUUUGUGUAUUUUCCAGUUUUAUACUCAUCUAGUAGGCCCUACUAUUCACAUGGGAAAAUUAUCAGAUGUUCUGAAUAAAAAUGUCACUGAAAUGUUUAAAUCCUCAAGUCACUUUGGUAGAAAUUAAAUUAAACCUUUGAAACAUGCUA